AUGGCCACGCACCAUCACGAACACAACACGUCCGCGAGUACCGCGCAUCCUGUCUCAGAAUCUAUACAAGAUCCAGCCAUGCCCGAGUUAGGUGAAGAACAGCCACUGUUGGGCCCAAGUCCCGCAGUGACUUGGAAACCGCCGCCAGGCUUCCUCUGGAUUCAACUUGCAAUCAUGGCAAACGUUUUCCUCGGUGGAUUUGACGGCACAAUUACUGCCUCGACCUACGCGGUCAUCAGCUCCGAGUUCAAUGCGGCCAAUACAGCUUCAUGGCUGACUACCUCGUACCUGAUUACCAGCACCGCAUUCCAGCCACUUUACGGACGCUUCUCCGACUUGCUUGGCCGUCGUGCUUGUUUCUUCACUGCGACUAUCUCGUUCAUGAUCGGGUGUCUGGGAUGUGCACUGGCGAGAGAUGUAGUCUUUCUCAACAUCAUGCGUGCGCUGACCGGCAUUGGAGGGGGCGGCUUGAUGACCAUGGCAACCAUCAUCAACUCUGAUCUCAUCCCAUUCCGCCAGCGCGGCAUGUACCAGGUGGUCCAAAACGUUUCGUACGGCUUCGGUGCCAUCUGCGGCGCUUCAUUCGGCGGGAGUAUGGUCGACACCAUUGGGUGGCGUUGGUGCUUCCUCAUUCAAGUCCCGGUUUCGCUGGCUGCGUUGGUUCUCGGCCAUUUUGUUCUCACAUUCCCUGCGAAGAAGGAUCACUCCAUGGGACAGCAGGGCCGGGGUAUCUGGCACCAGAUCGAUCUUCUUGGAUCCCUGCUUCUUGUCCUGGCUCUAUCUAGUCAGCUUGUUGGAUUGAGUCUUGGAGGCAAUGAGCUCCCCUGGAGCAACAUCUGGGUAAUAUUGUCACUGAUUGCCAGCAUGGUGUUCCUUGCAGCUUUCUUCGCCGUAGAGGCCACGACAACGGCCACUCCUCUCAUUCCAUUGAAGAUGCUCCAGGGUCUGCUUCCUGUUUCAACUCAGAUUGCCAAUGUCUGUGUUGGUAUGGCUGCGUAUGCCUUCCUUUUCACCCUUCCGCUGCUUUUCCAGGUGAUUUUACUUGAAAGUCCCACCAAGGCUGGCGCCCGACUGGCCAUCCCAUCCCUUGCCACCCCAUUGGGCGGGCUCAUCUCUGGAAUCGUGAUGUCGCGAUGGGGGAAGCUAGCCUACCUCGUGCGUGCAGGUGCCGCCUUGAUGUGCAUUGGGAACUUGCUGGUUACCCUCCUGCGCUUCCAUGACUCGGAAUGGAAAUAUUAUGCAUAUAUCAUUCCCGCCAAUCUAGGCCAGGGAAUUGUCUACCCGGGAAUUCUGUUCACAUUCCUAGCUGCAUUCGAUCAUUCCGACCAUGCCGUAUCCGCUUCGACAGUAUACCUCAUCCGCUCCCUUGGGACCGUUUGGGGCGUGGCUGUUACAUCGGCAAUCAUCCAGAAUACACUCAGCUCAGGCCUCGGGGAGGCCUUGAGUGAAAUACCAGACAAAUGGAAAGUGAUCGACGAGAUCCGCCACUCGAUUUCCGCAAUCCACGGCCUACCCCCCGACGUGCAAAUUGCGGUUCGACUAGUCUACUUCCGUGGCAUACGGCUCUGUUUCGCGGCAUCCGCAGCAUUCGGCGGGGUCGCGACGGUCGCAGCCCUCUUCACCCGUGGAAAGGGGUUGGAACGCGCCGGUGGAGAUUGA
Messenger RNA from Penicillium canariense, 1659 nucleotides. RefSeq names its product MDR family MFS transporter. Lineage: Eukaryota; Fungi; Ascomycota; Eurotiomycetes; Eurotiales; Aspergillaceae. The transcript is spliced from 6 exons. The record is from RefSeq and is a predicted model, not a curated record. Gene Ontology annotation, cellular component: fungal-type vacuole membrane. Bases 1 to 1659 code for a protein of 552 amino acids. Gene Ontology annotation, molecular function: basic amino acid transmembrane transporter activity. Gene Ontology annotation, biological process: transmembrane transport; basic amino acid transport.